This is a messenger RNA of Cornus florida, 687 nucleotides long. RefSeq lists its product as uncharacterized. The transcript has a single exon. NCBI's taxonomy places the organism in Eukaryota, Viridiplantae, Streptophyta, Magnoliopsida, Cornales, Cornaceae. The coding region runs from base 1 to 687 and encodes 228 amino acids. The record is from RefSeq and is a predicted model, not a curated record.
AUGAGCCUCACUAAUUCUAUCCCUGAAUUAUCUAACCUACCUGCCCCAGCUCCUUCUACAAGGGACUCCAAGAAGUGGAUAGCCUCUCCCAAUGGUUCUUACUCAUUCAGUCACACUGUCUCUCAUUUGAGGGGGGAUCUUCCUACUGUUUCAUGGUAUAAUCUAGUUUGGAAUUCUCCCUCCAUUCCUAGAAUGAAGUUCAUUUUUUGGUUAGCAGUUAAGUCCAAAUUGCCAACUUAUGAUAGCAAGUCAAUGUCCAAGCACAUUAAUAUCUGCCCACUAUGCAGUGCAUCUACAAAGUCUUAUGAUCAUAUUUUCCUAAAUUGCUCCUUUGUCACCCCAUUGUGGCGUUUUAUCAAAUACAAGUGCAGCAUUUCUACAGCCUUAAGAAGUUGGGAAGCUCUUGUUCAGUGGGCAAGUAUUAAAUGGAAAGCUAAGAACUUAGUUAAUCUUUACAGGAAAUUGGGGCUUUCAGCUUUUGUGUACCAUACCUGGGAGGAGAGGAAUGCCAGGAUUUUCAGCGGAAAGAAGGCAUCUCCGAGAGUUGUAUGUGCCAAGGUCUGCUCCACCGUUUCUGUGAUUUUGAAAUUGGGAUGCCUCCCAGACUGUGCCUCAUCUAGAGCCAUUCUCAAGUAUAGGAACAUUUCUCCGUCCUAUUGCAGACCUCCGCCGCGGUCGCCAGAUUAA